AUGAUUGGAUAAAGCAAGACUGAAUUACAUUAAGUAUUUAAAAGUUUUGAUAAAGAUGGAAGUGGAUAUAUUGAUAAGUAAGAGCUCCAUUUAAUAGCUUAAUAAUUGAAUUAAGAAAUCAGUUAAGAAGAGAUUGAUAAAGUAUUAGUAUUUUCUAUUAUUUUAUAGUUAAUGGCAGUUGUUGAUAUAAAUAAGGAUAAUUAAAUAUCUUUUGAUGAAUUUUGGAAUUGGUGGUAAUUUGGAAAAAAUGGUCAUUUAGAAAAAUUAGUAUUUAUGAAAUUGAAACUGAUGAAUUUAUUAAAGAAGGUUAAUUCAUAAUUCACUAGAUUUGGAAUAUCUUUCUUUGAAAAAUAAGAUAAAAAUUAUGAUCAUCAUUAUUGGGCAAUAAAUUAUGGUGAUCAACCUUGUCAUUUAAGAGUAGAUAGUACCAUCUUAUAUAAUGGUAAAGGAAUUGCUGAAGCUUUAAAUAAUGAAAAUAAAUUAUUAAAAGGAAUUUAAUUAACAUAAGGUAAAUAUUUUGAUUUAACAUUCAUUAUACGUACUCUAUAACCUGAAAUAGCUAAACAGAAAUUUUAAUAAUUAUAUAAUGAUUUCAUUUAAAAAUUAUAAAAGGUAGAAUCAGAAGAAUCAAUGGAAAUUUAUGAGUUUCUUUCUAAAUGUGAUUUAUAAGUUUCUGCUAAUACAGACAGUGUAAUAUUAUUAAUUAUUAUUGCAGCUUAUUCUGUAACUUACAAUUAAACAUCCUUUAGUUUAGGAUUUUAUUGAAACCUAAUAUAGUCCUUUUUUAGAUUAAUUGGGAGAGGAUCUUGAAGUUUAAGUAGAAUUAAAUGUAGGUGUAAAAAAUGGAUUGAAAAAAAUGAUGAAAAAGAAUUAGAUUUUUAUAAAAUAUUUGUUAGAAGGUUUCUUAGUUGAAUUUUAAGCUAAAUUUAAUUCAUCUCUUGCAAAAAAAAUAUUUAACUUAGUACUCUUUCUUAUUUAAUAAGCAUAAUCAAAGAAAAUGGAAAAAAAAUAAGUGCUUUCACAAUUUAAAUAAGGAUUUACAUUUCCUCUUCUUUUUAAACAUUCUAAAUUUCAUUUAUAAUUUAAAAAUAUGGAAGAUGUUGAUGUUUUUCUUAAAUCUUUAGGUCUCGAUGAAUUAGUUGAAGAUUAACCUAAUGCAAGAGAUUUAUUAUAAGAGAUUAUUUAGGAAGAUGAAAUUAAAGAAUUUAAAAAUCCAGAAGAAGAUGUUUACAUUCUCUAUUAAAUUUAUUAAUUUGCAAAAUAAUACUUAAUUGCUAAAGGAUCAGUCUUUGCAUUAUUUCCAAAUGCACUCAUUAAAUUAGAAUUUAAUUUUGAAGGUUUAGCAGAUGUUAUGGAAUGUAUAUUUAGAGAAGAUGCAGAAAGUCUUAAAAAAAAUUAGAAAUGA
Messenger RNA from Paramecium pentaurelia, 1405 nucleotides. The record is from the annotation of a GenBank genome assembly. Lineage: Eukaryota; Ciliophora; Oligohymenophorea; Peniculida; Parameciidae.